CUGCACGUCAUUGUAAGGCUUUAGUUAUGACGCUGCAGUAUACAUGCAUAACAAUAUAAGCAAGUUACAUCCAUGGUUGAGACAAACGUUUUUAUGAAUGGAGCUUUCAUAUCAACUCCCAUUCCUGGAAGGAGUGAUUCGUGCUACUUAACAUGUUAAGUAUGAUUUACACCAUCGCGCCACAGCUCCUUCACCUGUCGUCUGAGAUUCGCACAUCGUGGGUUUUUCCCAAGUGACAUCCCUUUGAAAUCCCCGCAUUACACUGUGUGCUUUUAUACUGAUAUGUUCUCUGUUCCCAUGUGCUGUUGUCAAAACUCGUGAAUGGUCAUGUUUCUCGUUAGAAGGAAUAUUAUGGCACAGGUAACAUCUUGAAGGACAAUUCGUAUGGUUGUGACAACCAAGCGUUCUCCGUCGUCUGUCGUUGAUAUAGCAUUAUCAACACAGGAUCACUACCUUCAAACCAACAGGCUUUUACCUUCCGAGAAACAUCACAGAAACAUUGUUGUACAUCAUGACGAGCACUGAAUCAUUAACGGAUCCCACUGACUUGAGGACAUUAUCAGAUGCCGAUUCAGAUGAUGCCUCUGGCGGGUGUGUCCGGCGUCAAUCCAGCACUUACAUCUACGUCGUCGACAUGACUGUCAGUGGCCAGCCCUUGCCUGAUGUGGUCAGCGAGAACAACAGAGAUGAAGAACCUGAGGAUCAUUAUGAUAAGAUAGGCAGUCUUCAACGGCAUAAUAUGGGAUACACUAAAUCAAGGUCAGGAACCUUGACCAGCGAGGACAUGGCCAGCGGUCAGUCUGUGGCUCCGUACUUCGCGGUCAGACACCUUCAGCAGUCUGUCGUACCGCCCCAGGAUCCCAGGACCCGACAGUGGUGCUCCUGGAAACGGUGCGUGCUUGUCGGACUAGUGGUAACGGUGACAAUAGUCCUCCUGUCUGGACUCAUAACAGUCGCCGCGCUUCUUCUCUCACGUCAAGCAGAACAAACAAGGGGAGAUGUUACACUACCAACAUCACAACCUAUCUUAACUGCAAGUGCAACUACGGAUGUUUCAACAAUUUCUACUUCCACGACUACUGAAAUCUCCAACUCAACUUCAACGGCUUCAACAACGACACAGUCUUCUUUCUCUUCAACGACAACCACGCCUGCGACAUCGGAAGAACAAACACUACCAACAUCACAACCUAUCUUAACUGCAAGUGCAACUACGGAUGGUUCAACAAUUUCUACUUCCACGACUACUGAAAUCUCCAACUCAACUUCAACGGCUUCAACAACGACACAGUCUUCUUUCUCUUCAACGACAACCACGCCUGCGACAUCGGAAGAACAAACAAGGGGAGAUGUUACACUACCAACAUCACAACCUACAUUCACUGCAAGUGCAACUACGGAUGUUUCAACAAUUUCUACUUCCACGACUACUGAAAUCUCCAACUUAACUUCAACGGCUUCAACAACGACACAGUCUUCUUUCUCUUCAACGACAACCACGCCUGCGACAUCGGAAGGUUGCAUCCGCAAGUGCAUUUCGUGCACGUCUCACAACACCCGGUGUCCAGCCAACGGCAUGAUAGUCGAGGGCGACCCUGGAGAAGUGAUCGACUGUCCAUGUAAUACUGCCUGCUACUCUGACAUCCGAUACGAUGACGGUUCCUCUGUCCACCGAGGAUGCACAGGUGACUAUCCCGCGUGGGAUGCGGCGUCCUCUGUUAACCUGACCUGCAGAGAAAUAGAUCGACAUUUUCUGUGUUUCUGUUUGGGAGAUCGCUGUAACAAGGAAGAUAUGACGUCACAUAUUUCCUGAAAUGAGUGGAUGAUUAAUGCACAUAAUGCCAUGGAUUUGUUAUGUUCAUCUCAUUGUGUGUAUGUGUAUGUUUCAAUGUGUGUGUUCGUUGAUUUGAUAAUCUUCAUCAGCUGUACCACUAUUCUGAUGAUUGAGAUAUUUAUUGCCAUUUUAUCGUUUUGUAACUGCUGUGGGACUGUGGAUAACAAUGUGCUUCGAAACGAUCAGGUCACACCACACACGCAAUUUGUGUUGUGUUAUCUAUUUUCUAUACUAAUAAGAUGCUGCUAAAAUAACGUUUACUGUUUUCAUUUUUAGUCACCCUCUUUCCAAUUCAUCUAUAUCGGAAUCGACGAUUAUUAACAACUAUCUUGUUCUUUUUGAGACCCGUGGAGAUCCGGGUAGAGAAUAAGACUU
Haliotis rufescens (red abalone) is the source of this 2209-nucleotide messenger RNA. RefSeq names its product A-agglutinin anchorage subunit-like. Bases 512 to 1813 code for a protein of 433 amino acids. The record is from RefSeq and is a predicted model, not a curated record. Lineage: Eukaryota; Metazoa; Mollusca; Gastropoda; Lepetellida; Haliotidae. The transcript has 7 exons.